This is a messenger RNA of Tremella mesenterica DSM 1558, 792 nucleotides long. RefSeq lists its product as uncharacterized. The transcript is spliced from 2 exons. NCBI's taxonomy places the organism in Eukaryota, Fungi, Basidiomycota, Tremellomycetes, Tremellales, Tremellaceae. The record is from RefSeq and is a predicted model, not a curated record. The annotation marks the transcript as partial.
AUCAUGUCCAAUUGAAAGUACUUCACUCGUAUGAUUAAGACGCACGGUAUAUACGCUACCACGACCCAUCCUUUUUGAAGAUCUCACUCCACACGCCCCUUUGAAAGUCACCCCUUCGUCAUAACUUCUUUGGACGUGCUACUACUGUACUGCCGACUCGUACUCCUUUCAUCCCCGCAGUUUACUCCACCCUUGGCAAUCCCUCAAAUUCUUACAUCGCCUUUUUCGAACUCAUAACUUUUCGUACCUACAAUACUACUCUACUCAUCCACGGUACCACAAUCGAUUAUUGCCACCAAGUCGGCCUUCUUGACCCGGACACUCCUUUGAGACACGUUUUUCGUCCCCUCGGCCUCGGUCUCUUUUUCCCUAUAUCAUAUCUCGUCGCGUCCCAGACGUCAUUCCAUCGUCAGACUUCUUCAAAGCUCCACAGUCUUUACUGUCCGACCCUCUCUCUCAUUCCACCACAAUGACAUAUGACACACUCCCAGUCCCGAUCCCUGUCUCUCCCGCCGAUUCAGAUAUCUUGACUUUCUCCGAUUCGCCUUCCUGGUCACCUGCCUCUUUCGCCUCUUCAGCUCUACCCAUCACCCCUCAAACGAAAGAUGAAGCCCGUCUUGCCGCCCCACCACCCUUCUCACCUCGUCGAACACCCGGAUCGUCUCACUUUCAUUAUUCUGGCGCCAUAGCUGGAGACGCAAGAUAUCAUUAUAACCGAGCCCUGGAGGCAUUAACUAAAGACCGACCACCGGCUCAAAGAAAAGAAGAUUAUUCGUCUAGGUUCAAAGAAGA